Vollenhovia emeryi is the source of this 5909-nucleotide messenger RNA. It is a transcript of the gene Sin3A, whose product is annotated as paired amphipathic helix protein Sin3b. The coding region runs from base 551 to 5158 and encodes 1535 amino acids. Gene Ontology annotation, cellular component: chromatin. The record is from RefSeq and is a predicted model, not a curated record. The transcript has 18 exons. Gene Ontology annotation, biological process: negative regulation of transcription by RNA polymerase II. Gene Ontology annotation, molecular function: transcription corepressor activity. NCBI's taxonomy places the organism in Eukaryota, Metazoa, Arthropoda, Insecta, Hymenoptera, Formicidae.
GCCCCCACCAUCGGGGGGGCCCCCGCUGCGCGACCAGUCGGUUCCUUGUUUGCCAUCACAAAAUCCAAUAGUUUGCCUUGUACCGCUCGACGAGUGAGGCUGCGCGGUUCGGCCGUUUUCACGUACGCGUCUUGCGGGGGGGAGGAAAAAAAACGAAGUGCGGCGGGACCGGAGCGGGCCCGAUGUAACGCGCGCCUACUCGCUCGCGCGAAACAUGUAUGCUGUAUCGCGUUUGUUUACCCACACCACGAGAUUUCGCCCUUGCCGAAAAGUGUGAUCCUCGGCUCGCGCUCGCUCUCUCUCGCGCGCGCGAGCGCGCGUGUGUGUGUGUGUGUGCGCGCGUAUUCGUGGAAGCGAGAACAUAGUGAAUUCCUACGGGCAACCGGACCGACCGGCCCGUUAAGGCUUUGUCGAUUUUUUGGUCGUGAAAAAACAGCAAACCGAGGAAGAGGGAGAGAGAGAGAGUGUGUGUGUGUUAGAGAGAGAGAGAGAGAGAACGAUAGGUGUGGAACGUACAGAAAUCGCGAGAGAGGGGGCAGGAUCCAAGUAUAUGAGGAGACACAGAGUGAGAAACAUCUCCAAUGUGAUUGCGAUGAAACGCAACGUUCGAGCACUGGACGACGUAACAUCAUCAGCAGCAAAACACUCUGUGAGUGCGGCGAGUGGCUUAGGCGGUGGGGCGACUAGCUUAGAUUACCACGCGAGCGGUGGAAUAGGUGUCGUUGUACCUGGUCAACCAGUUCGGUCUGUUACUUCGAAAGAGAUGCCUGGAAGCAUACAGUUUGGUACUACCCAGGCUCAACAACAGUACACCGGGGCGAUUGUUUUGCCGACCGCGGCACAAUCUCCCAUCAAGCAAACGAGCGGUCCUGCGGGAGGACUCGGCUCCACGUGUAGCAGUAGCGGCAUAAGCACCGGCACUGGUUUACAUAGCGGAAUAGGAGGCAGCGGCAAUAGCCACGCGAUGGCCUCCCAGCAGCCUACGUCGGGAUCGCAAAAUCAAGUCCACACGCAGCAGCAGUCGACAAUAAGGCACAAGGUACAUUCUGGCAAUGUGACGCCGUUAGCCUCUACUCCGCCUGGCUCUAAUCUAGGAGGAGGAAGUGGAUCUCAACAGUUUCAGCGAUUAAAAGUUGAAGAUGCAUUAUCCUACCUGGAUCAAGUAAAAUAUAAAUUUAGCGAUCAACCACAGGUUUACAAUGACUUCUUGGACAUCAUGAAGGAAUUCAAAUCUCAGAGUAUAGACACCCCGGGCGUUAUAACUCGAGUGAGUCAUCUCUUCAAAGGUCAUCCCGAACUCAUCGUCGGUUUCAAUACAUUUCUUCCGCCCGGCUAUAAAAUAGAGGUCCAAGCAAACGAGCAAGGUUAUGCUUUCCAAGUAUCGGUCAGUAUGCCCAGUCCAACGGCGACGCACACCGCCACGUUGUCGCAGCAUCAUUGUACAGUGAACGUUGGCUCGCCUCCUGUAGCUAGCCCACCCACGCAGCCUGCAAAGGCACCUCCCGUUUUACAAAUAAUGCAAGGGUCGGCUAACAUACAUCAUACUUUGGCAAACAGUAUUACAACUAACAGCUUAACUGUUCACGCGCCGUCACCGCCGCCAGUAUCAGUGUAUAAUAAUUCACACGUGAGCACUGCACAAGCGCAGGCUGUCAGUCAGGCGUUAAGUCAGGCGGACGGUGUGUCGACUGGUGGACAAACGCAGCAAAGUCAGCCGGUUGAAUUUAACCAUGCGAUAAACUACGUUAAUAAAAUUAAGAAUCGGUUCCAAGGUCAGCCGGACAAAUACAAACGUUUCUUGGAGAUAUUACAUACGUAUCAGAAAGAGCAGCGAAACCUAAAGGAAUCUGGCCAUAUAGGUGGUACGAGUUCCGGCGCGACAGGUGGAACGAAGCACUUGACGGAAGCGGAGGUUUACAGCCAGGUCGCUAAGUUGUUUGAGAAUCAGGAGGACUUACUUGCUGAGUUUGGACAAUUUUUACCGGACGCCACUAACCAGCAAAGUUCGUUGUCUGCCAUAUUUCAGACUAAUAAGACAACGUCGGUCAACGAUCACACGGCGAUUGUCAAGAAACCAAUUGGGCUUAAAACACCUUACAACAAUUCUGGUGGCCUGCCGAGAGAGCUUCGAGAAGUCGGCGGCGCGGCUGGACUGGAACGUGACAAUCGAGAUCAUAGAGACCGCGAGCGGGAACGCGACAGGUCGAACGUAAGAGAUAUCGGUAGCGGCCAGAAAUGCGGGCACAGCACUGGACAAUUGAAAAGGAGCCCAUCAUUCUCGACUUCGGCAACAGCGGGAAAUUCUCAUCAUAUACAACAUGGGCCGCCGCCUACGAAGAAGCACAAAGUGGCUUCGAUGCGGGAUAUUACCAUCGCGGAGGCGGGCAAAUACGGUACCCUGAACGACUACGCUUUCUUCGAUAAGGUUCGAAAAGCGCUCAGAUCGCAAGAGGUUUACGAGAACUUCCUUCGAUGCCUUGUACUUUUCAAUCAAGAGAUAGUAUCAAAGUCGGAACUCGUUCUGUUGGUGACACCGUUCCUUGGCCGUUUCCCCGAGUUGCUACAUUGGUUCAAAGAUUUUCUCGGUUACCUGCCCGACUCGUCCAGCGCUACGGUGACAAACGCAGGAAACGCCGUAGGCGUGGAGACUUUCCCAAAUAGCAUUGUACGUAGCCACCAGGAGCGGCCGCAAGGUGACUUGGCGAUAGAAAUUGAUUAUACAGCAUGCAAGCGGCUGGGGGCGUCGUAUUGCGCGUUGCCGAAAUCGUACAUUCAGCCAAAAUGCAGUGGCAGAACGCAACUGUGUAAGGAGGUCCUUAACGACACUUGGGUGUCAUUUCCAACUUGGUCGGAAGACAGCACAUUUGUUACGUCGAGGAAAACGCAAUACGAAGAAUCCAUAUAUCGGUGCGAGGACGAACGUUUUGAAUUGGACGUCGUUAUAGAAACUAAUGCGUCGACGAUUAGAGUGCUCGAGGGCGUCCAUAAGAAAAUGAGCAGGAUGACUCAAGAGGAGAUACAGAAAUACAAGCUCGACGAGUGUAUGGGUGGUUGUUCCCCUACGAUUCAUCAACGAGCGAUAAGAAGGAUAUACGGCGACAAAGCUCCCGAUAUCAUAGAGGGUCUCAAAAGAAAUCCCGCGGUAGCCGUGCCCGUUGUGCUCCGCCGGCUGAAGGCUAAGGAGGAGGAAUGGCGGGAAGCGCAAAAGGGAUUCAACAAGAUCUGGAGGGAACAAAACGAAAAGUACUACUUGAAAUCUCUAGAUCAUCAGGGAAUUAACUUCAAACAGAACGAUGUGAAAGCGUUGAGGUCCAAGAGUCUGUUCAAUGAGAUUGAAACGUUGUACGAUGAGAGGCACGAACAGGGUGACGAUGGUAAUGGCGAUGGUCAGGGAAACAGCGGUCCACAUCUCGUUCUACCCUACAAGGACAAGUCUGUGUUGGACGAUGCUGCUAACCUCCUGAUCCAUCACGUCAAACGGCAAACUGCUGUCCACAAAGAAGACAAGCAACGGAUAAAACUUUUAUUGAAACAUUUUAUGCCUGAUCUCUUCUUCCAUCCCCGUCAAGAACUCAGCGAUGACGAAAGGGACGAAGAUGAUGAGAAGGAGGACGUGAAUGUGGCAACGUGUAAUAAUUCGCAAUCCGCGACGACUACUUCGUCGUUGAGUGGUUUGCAAGCCAAUAGGAACAAGGCCCCGACGUCGCCACACACAUCUUCCGCCACGUGCAAAAAUGAGCCUGACGUCAAAGUACCCAUGCACGCUCUCUCGAGCGAUCCUGAGGAAGCCUACACGCUUUUCAUGGGUAGUAAUAAUUGGUACCUUUUCCUGAGGUUACACCAUAUACUUUGUGAGAGAUUAACGAAAAUGUACGACAGAGCGGUUGCUCUUGCCGAUGAGGAGUCCAAGUAUAAGCAGCAGCGCAAGGAAAGUACCGCGGUCGCUCUGAGAUUAAAACCAAAAAGUGAGAUUGAAAUAGAAGAUUAUUAUCCCGCCUUCCUGGAUAUGGUUAAAAAUGUCCUCGAUGGAAAUAUGGAAAGUACAGCGUACGAAGACACGUUACGAGAAAUGUUUGGUAUACAUGCCUACAUUGCCUUUACACUCGAUAAGGUUGUUAAUUAUGCUGUCAGGCAGUUGCAGCACCUAGUCUCGGAUACCGUUUGUCAACAAUGCAUGGAUUUGUUCCAAAGAGAGCAACGUCAACCUAAAGAGAGUAGCGGUGCCGGUGGGUUGUGCACCACGGCCUACAUGAGAUUAAGCGCCGAAUUAUCGUAUCAACGCAAAGCGGAAAAAGCAAUGGCGGAUGAAAACUGUUUCAAAAUAUACAUAUAUAAGAAGGACUGCAAAAUGACAAUGGAGUUGUUAGAUACAGAGGGAGACGAAACGGUGGAUAACGGCUGUAGAGAAAGAGAAAGGGAAGGCGUUACAGUCUCUGAAAAAUGGUCAACGUACGUUGAGAGAUUUUCUGCACCAGCUGAUCAAACUAGCCCCAAAGAUACUCCUGCCUUAACAGAGAAUGAGCAGACGACCAAUCAUCCUGUGAGUAGCGACCAGGCAGCAAGGGGGGGAAGGGGCAGAAAACGCAAGAACACUGACAUUAGCAAGAAGAUUGACGGAAAUACUUGGGCUUCCUCAGGCAGAGCUUCAGCAGGACGUAAACCUAUUUUUCUCUAUCGUAAUAUCAGAUCGUAUCGAGAACAUGCCGCGAGGUUAAUGAGAGGGAAAACAUCAUCUUCGCUUAACGCUAAUCAUUCGGAUAAAGUCGCAGAGUCAAGUGACACUCCAGACAUAAUCAAUUCCGACGAGACACAGUGUAGAUUUAAUCCCAACAGUUACACCAUGCUCUUCAUUGUCCACCAGGACAGAUUUCUUUACAAACAAAAUUCCAUGAAUCGUGCUAAACAGUGUCAUCCGACCGUAACGAAGCGUAAGGAUUCCAAAUUUCAUCACUGGCACGCAGCGUGGAUAUCUGAAAACGGCACGGAUAUUCAACAUCGGUUAUGCCAAGAUUGGUUAAUGGGACGAUACGAGAACUUGAUUCCUCACAGGACACGAGUGCUAACGGACAAUAAUCAACAAGUUUCUCCCUAUCGUCAAUACAAUCGUUUCCGAGUAGAACGUCUGCAAUCUGAUAUAUUGACAGAGGCGUGCAUCUAAUCCGAUUCGAUGGAAUUUCUUGCCGUCAUUGAAAAUAUCCCGAUAUCGCUACGCUCGCUACAAUUACUCUUGUAUCAGCGAAAGUUUUUCUUUGCUGCUUCAAGUACAGUUGUAAAAAGCAGAAAUACACAAGUUUAACUUAGGGCAAAAUAAUAUAUAAAUAUAUAUGAAUAUAUAUUAUUUUUAUUACUUGGUACAAAUUCACUCGAUAUUCGAAAACAAUUUGAGCCGAGUUAAAUUCGAGAUUCCAAGAACGUUGAAGAAAAUAAUGGUCAAUGGCCGUCCACACGAGUUAUAUACCGUAUCGUAUUAUACACUUUCGCACAGAAUUCUAUUCUUGGCUGUAUAGAGGUACGCAGGGCUGUAUACUAGUAUACACAACGACGUAUACUAAUAUACUGUUACGAGUGACUUGAUACUAUCGCACUGAAUUCACCGUACUAUGUACUACUAAUUCCUUCUUGUCAACAUAUCCCACUAUUUUUAUCGCAUUCUACAUUCAUUCUCGUCAAAUUAAAACCAGAUAAUCGAUAUGUCGCGUAUCAUUUUAUCAACGCUGAUGUAUCACGCGACCAAAAUUUAAUACAUUUUGCAUCUGUACAUUUGAAUACGGCUUGCAUCUCAAUGUUACUUUCAAUAUCGUAGUGUACAUAUACUUAUUUAGAUACAAAUAUUUCAUUCGAGACGUGUUCAGGAAUGUCAACUGUACAACAAACUACUUACAAGGGAAUAAAAAUAAUUUUAGUUGACA